Messenger RNA from Durusdinium trenchii, 300 nucleotides. The record is from the annotation of a GenBank genome assembly. NCBI's taxonomy places the organism in Eukaryota, Dinophyceae, Suessiales, Symbiodiniaceae.
AUGGAGGACGAUGAAGAAGCAGCUGCCUGGGCGGCGUUGCGCGCAGCGUUUGGAGAAGAUCCAGAGGAAGCCAGGACGGUGAAGAAGCCAAGGGUUGAGCCGACCACUGAAAACAGUCCGAGGAAGGCGCCGCCGAAGCGCUCCGACUCGACCGACGACUGGCUGCAGGGCGAGGCGCCGCUUCCGGCGGACGUGGUGACGGUGUUCGUCCGGGGGGCGUCAGGUGGAUCGGCUGGUGGGGGAGAUCCAGCGAUUGGCCAAGCAGCCUUUGCCUACGGAGCUGCAGCGAGGCUCAGAUGA